AAUAGUCACAACAAUAUAGUUUUCAGCAAUCAUAGUACUGUCCAAAGGAUACUUUUAAAUUGGAAGAAACAGAACCAACUCUAUGAAGUUAGGCACAAGAGGCAUUGUCACAACAUAUUGUUCAACCAAUGGACUUGUUUCAUAUUAUAUCAUGCUUCUUAUGAAUUCUGUGACUUGUGUGUAUUCCGUGCGGAGAUGCUUGUGAACUUGGACAUGCCAUGGUUUAUCCUUGGUCACUCUGAAAGGAGGGCACUCCUCAAUGAAUCAAACGAGUUCUUCGGAGACAAGGUUGCCUAUGCACUUGCUCAGGGUUUGAAAGUGAUUGCUUGUGUUGGUGAGACUCUUGAGCAGCGAGAGGCUGGGUCGACCAUGGAUGUUGUGGCUGCCCAGACUAAAGCUAUUGCUGGUAUGUAUAUUGUCAAACACUUUUAUCUCUUUUUGCUGUUUUAGUUUGUUCUCUUUGACACUGUGAGCCUGUUAUCAUGAUAUUAGUUCUCGUUUCUACUCGCUCUACGUGCAUAGCUACUUUAGUAAGGCAAUACAUGGUGACUUUAACUUAUCCAUACACUGCAUUUACUAUACUUUGUUAAUAUUUAUUUCCAAAUAAAUAUUUUACUGCCCAUUUUCUUACAAAGAACUUCUCUUUGUUGGUAAUGGCAGAUCGGUGUCGAACUGGUCAAAUGUUGUCAUAGACUAUGGACCAGUGCUGACCAUUUGAACCGGAAGCUACCCCAGCUCAAGCUCAGGAAGUAAGUUAUUAUCUAUGCGUGUGAGCAGUGAAGCGUUAUUGCUUAUUGAUAUGAAAACCAAUACUCUCUCUCUCUCUCUCUCUCUCUCUCUCUCUCUCUCUCUCUCUCUCUCUCUCUCUCUCUCUCUCUCUCUCUCUCUCUCUCUCUCUCUCUCUCUCUCUCUCUCUCUCUCUCUCUCUCUCUCUCCUCUCUCUCUCUCUCUCUCCCUCUCUCCCUCCUUAUGUACAUGAUGAGCUAAGGAAAUGGCUUGCAAAGAACGUGGGUGAGGAUGUCGCUGCUACAACCCACAUCAUUUAUGGAGGUAAAUAGUACUUUUAUUUGAUCUAAAUGGCAUCAUAAAGUUUUUUUGAUACUUAGCUUGAUUAUGCAAAUAAAUUAUCAGGAUCAGUGAAUAGUGGUAACUGUCAGGAGCUAGAUGGUCAGACCGAUGUGGAUGGUUUCUUGGUCGGUGGUGCUUCUCUAAAG
This is a messenger RNA of Brassica rapa (field mustard), 1214 nucleotides long. RefSeq names its product triosephosphate isomerase, cytosolic. The record is from RefSeq and is a predicted model, not a curated record. Gene Ontology annotation, biological process: glycerol catabolic process; gluconeogenesis; glycolytic process. Gene Ontology annotation, cellular component: cytosol. Gene Ontology annotation, molecular function: triose-phosphate isomerase activity. NCBI's taxonomy places the organism in Eukaryota, Viridiplantae, Streptophyta, Magnoliopsida, Brassicales, Brassicaceae.